Molecule: messenger RNA, 1116 nt
Organism: Verticillium dahliae VdLs.17
Lineage: Eukaryota; Fungi; Ascomycota; Sordariomycetes; Glomerellales; Plectosphaerellaceae
Exons: 4
Coding region: 1-1116 (371 amino acids)
Source: RefSeq, a predicted model, not a curated record
AUGAGUUCUCGUUUUGCCGCAGGCGGCGAAGGCUUCUGGACCGCAGCCUCACGUUCCAUUUCAUCCUCCUCAUCUUCAACGUCUACUCCAUCCUCCACCACAUCUACCGCUCGCCAUGAUGCCUACGGCCGCCGCCUCUCUGUCGAGGAGGACUUGUUCUAUCAACAGCUCAUGACAGCCGACCCGAGGCCGCCUUCGGAACCACCACCCCCCUAUCGACCACAGGCUCCACGUCCGGCAUCAUCCCUCUUCUCCGCCACUGAUGACCGCCGGCAGCAACCUCAGCAGAGGCAGACCCAUAUCGAGUUGCCGCCAGAAUACCACACCGACAUUGAUCUCGCUGCUGUCUGGGAGCUUAAAAUGGAACUCGAGGACGCUGUGGACCGCGCCGAUGAUCGCACCUGGCACACCGUCAUUGUUGAAUUACGCGGCACCAGUCUCAAGCUUUACAGCGUCAAAAAAGAGUGGACACAAUGGGGCUGGGGCGCCGCACGCGAAUGGGCGUCUUCCAACCAGUCUCCGGACAAUCCGCCAUGGGCUCGUCGAGCGACCCUUCUGCGGACCUACCACUUACAGCACGCAGACAUUGGUAUUGCUGCCGACUACAAAAAACGGCGUAACGUCAUUCGCCUCCGCCUCGAAACAGACCAGCUGCUGCUGUCGUGUCUCGAGUCUGCCACCUUUGUUCGCUGGCUUGACGCCUUCUUUGCCGCCAUGGCUAUAGCAGCCCCCCUCGACGAACGCGAGUAUCCCGCCGACCAGUCUGUGCCCCGUUCCCAGCGGACACGGUGGCUGCAGGCUCAGCGACGCGGACUGGCGCUCGCACCGAGGGCGUACUCCCCAAGCAUCACUUCGAGUCUGAGCCUAAGCUCGCACCUCGACAUGGACGCUGAUCCGUAUCCGUCGCCUGAGAUGUCAGAUGGUACACAGGGCAUGGCGGGACAAGGCUUAGCCCAGGGCCAGGGAUCAUCCGAGGGCUCGACGCCCGCGUUGUCGAGGCGAUCGACGACCGGGUCGGCUAGUUUUCGGAGGCUCGUUGCUGCGGCCGGAGGCGGCGAAGUCGAUGGCAAGUGGGCGCCGCCGCGCGAGACGUGGGAUCCACCCGAGGAAGAGUGA